Messenger RNA from Pipistrellus nathusii (Nathusius's pipistrelle), 414 nucleotides. The record is from the annotation of a GenBank genome assembly. Lineage: Eukaryota; Metazoa; Chordata; Mammalia; Chiroptera; Vespertilionidae.
AUGCCCAACUUCGCCGGCACCUGGAAGAUGCGGAGCAGCGAGAACUUCGACGAGCUCCUCAAGGCUCUGGGGGUGAACGCCAUGCUGCGGAAGGUGGCCGUGGCGGCCGCGUCCAAGCCGCACGUGGAGAUCCGCCAGGACGGGGACCGCUUCUACAUCAAGACGUCCACCCCCGUGCGCACCACCGAGAUCAGCUUCAAGGUCGGAGAGGGCUUCGACGAGGAGACGGUGGACGGGCGCAAGUGCCGGAGCUUGCCCACGUGGGAGAGCGAGAACAAGAUCCACUGCACGCAGACCCUCCUGGAGGGGGACGGCCCCAAGACCUACUGGACCCGCGAGCUGGCCAACGACGAGCUCAUCCUGACCUUCGGCGCCGACGACGUGGUCUGCACCAGGAUCUACGUGAGGGAGUGA